AAAGCUUCCUUCCUCCCAGCUACUUUAACGCUGACUGUGGACAAGGGAGACAACGUGAACAUAUCUUUCAAGAAGGUGUUGAUGAAAGAAGAAGAUGCGGUGAUUUACAAAAAUGGUUCCUUCAUCCAUUCAGUGCCUCGGCACGAGGUCCCUGACAUUUUAGAAGUGCACCUGCCAUAUGCUCAGCCCCAAGAUGCUGGAGUAUACUCGGCCAGGUACAUCGGAGGAAACCUCUUCACCUCAGCCUUCACCAGGCUGAUCGUCCGCAGAUGUGAAGCUCAGAAGUGGGGACCUCAAUGCAACCGUCCUUGCACAGCAUGCAGGAACAAUGGUGUCUGCCACGAAGACACGGGCGAGUGCAUUUGUCCUCCUGGAUUUAUGGGGAGAACAUGUGAGAAGGCUUGUGAGCGGCACGCAUUUGGCAGAAGCUGCAGAGAACGCUGCAAUGGCCCAGAGGGAUGCAAGUCCUACGUGUUCUGUCUCCCAGACCCUUAUGGGUGUUCCUGUGCUGCAGGCUGGAAGGGUCUACAGUGCAAUGAAGCCUGCCAGCCUGGUUAUUACGGACCAGACUGCAAGCUGAGGUGCGGGUGCACCAACGGGGCGCUGUGUGAUCGGUUCCAGGGCUGCCUCUGCUCCGCUGGGCGGCAAGGACUCCGGUGUGAGAGAGAAGGCAUGCCACGGAGGACCCCACGGAUCGAGGAUUUGCCAGAGCACAUAGAAGUCAACAGCGGGAAAUUUAACCCCAUCUGCAAAGCCUCAGGCUGGCCACUCCCUGCUGAGGAGGAAAUGACCCUGGUGAAGCCGGAUGGAACAGUGCUCCAGCCAAAAGACUUUAACCAAACGGACCAUCUCUCAGUGGCCACGUUCACAGUUCACCGAAUCGUGCCCCCAGACUCAGGAGUCUGGGUCUGCAGCGUGAACACAGUGGCUGGGAUGGUGGAAAAGCCUUUCAACAUUUCUGUCAAAGUUCUUCCAAAGCCUCUGAAUGCCCCACACGUGAUUGACACUGGACAUAAUUUUGUUGUCAUCAACAUCAGCUCUGAGCCAUAUUUUGGGGAUGGACCAAUCAAAUCCAAGAAGCUCCUAUACAAACCUGUUAAUCAUUACGAGGCUUGGCAAGAUAUUCCAGUGACAAACGAGAUCGUCACCCUGACCGCUCUGGAGCCGCGGACGGAAUACGAGCUCUGCGUGCAGCUGAUCCGGCGCGGAGAGGGCGGCGAUGGGCAUCCUGGCCCCGUGAGGCGGUUCACCACCGCUUCCAUCGGUCUCCCUCCUCCCAAAGGGCUCAGUCUCCUUCCGAAAAGUCAGACCACUCUAAAUUUGACCUGGCAACCAAUAUUUCCAGGCUUGGAAGAUGACUUUUAUGUUGAAGUGGAGAGAAGGUCUGUGCAGGUAAAGAACGAUCAGCAAAACAUUAAAGUCCCCGGAAACUUCACUUCCGUGCUCCUGAACCACCUGCACCCCAGGGAGCAGUACGUGGUCCGCGCCCGAGUCAACACCAAGGCCCAGGGGGAGUGGAGUGAAGACCUCACCGCCUGGACCCUGAGUGACAUUCUACCUCCUCAACCAGAAAACAUCAAGAUUUCCAACAUCACCGAUUCUUCGGCUGUCGUCUCUUGGACGAUCUUGGAUGGCCAUUCUAUUUCUUCAGUCAUCAUUCGUUACAAGGUUCAGGGCAAGAAUGAAGACCAGCACAUUGAUGUGAAGAUCAAGAAUGCCACCAUCACCCAGUACCAACUCAAGGGCCUAGAACCGGAAACAGCUUACCAGGUGGACAUUUUUGCUGAGAACAACAUAGGGUCGAGCCAUCCAACCUUUUCUCAUGAACUGAUGACCCUCUCAGAAUCUCAAGCUGGAGCCAACCUGGGAGGUGGAAAGAUGCUGCUUAUAGCCAUCCUCGGCUCAGCUGGGAUGACCUGCCUGACGGUGCUGUUGGCUUUUCUGAUCAUGUUGCAACUGAAGAGGGCAAAUAUCCAAAGGCGAAUGGCCCAAGCCUUUCAGAACGUGAGAGAAGAGCCAGCUGUGCAGUUCAACUCGGGAACUCUGGCCCUGAACAGGAAGGCCAAAAACAACCCGGAUCCUACAAUUUACCCAGUCCUUGAAUGGAAUGACAUUAAAUUUCAAGAUGUGAUCGGGGAGGGCAAUUUCGGCCAGGUUCUUAAGGCACGCAUCAAGAAGGAUGGGCUAAGGAUGGACGCUGCCAUCAAGCGGAUGAAAGAAUAUGCCUCCAAAGAUGACCACAGGGACUUUGCGGGAGAACUUGAAGUUCUUUGUAAACUCGGACAUCAUCCAAACAUCAUCAAUCUCUUGGGGGCAUGUGAACAUCGAGGGUACCUGUACCUGGCCAUCGAGUAUGCGCCCCACGGAAACCUGCUGGAUUUCCUGCGGAAGAGCCGAGUGCUAGAGACGGAUCCUGCAUUCGCCAUCGCCAACAGCACCGCUUCCACGCUGUCCUCGCAGCAGCUGCUUCAUUUUGCGGCGGAUGUGGCCAGGGGCAUGGACUACCUGAGCCAAAAACAGUUUAUCCACAGGGAUCUGGCUGCCAGAAACAUUUUAGUUGGUGAAAAUUAUGUAGCGAAAAUAGCAGAUUUUGGAUUGUCCCGAGGCCAAGAAGUAUAUGUGAAAAAGACGAUGGGAAGGCUCCCAGUGCGUUGGAUGGCGAUUGAGUCAUUGAAUUACAGUGUGUACACAACCAACAGUGAUGUAUGGUCCUACGGUGUGUUACUGUGGGAGAUUGUUAGCUUAGGUGGCACCCCCUACUGCGGGAUGACGUGUGCAGAGCUCUAUGAGAAGCUGCCACAGGGUUACAGACUGGAGAAGCCGCUAAACUGUGAUGACGAAGUGUAUGAUCUCAUGAGGCAGUGCUGGCGGGAGAAGCCCUAUGAGAGGCCGUCCUUUGCCCAGAUACUGGUGUCCUUAAACAGGAUGCUGGAAGAACGAAAGACCUAUGUGAACACCACACUUUAUGAGAAGUUCACCUACGCAGGUAUCGACUGCUCUGCUGAGGAAGCUGCCUAGGGCAGGCUCUCCACCUUCAAACCAUCUGUGUCCCGGGCCAACAAGGGAGAGCCUGGAUGGAUACACGCUGAGAAAACAAGCAAGCCACUGCCCAGGAGAUGUGAUAUAGAAGUGUAUAUAUAUCGCUGUACGUCUCGGACCCUCCACACAAAACCCCCGGUGUGGAUGUGUGUUACACUCUGACUCCAAUAGAAUUGUAUAUACUGUUCGGAGCAAGAAUGUGCAGCAGUCAGAACGUCUGUGGUUUCAUAUGCAAUAAUAUAUUUUUCUAAAAUUGUGGACUCAAAAGGAAAGCAUAAGAGUACUUUUUUUUUACUGUAAUGCAUAACUCUUUCUUGUCCUAGAUAUUUUUGAUAUUCACCUAUAGAUUGAAUGCUAGAACAUGUUUUGUGAUGUAGAAAUAAAAUAUUGUGAAUAAACCUAA
Messenger RNA from Echinops telfairi (small Madagascar hedgehog), 3442 nucleotides. RefSeq names its product TEK receptor tyrosine kinase (gene TEK). The transcript has 21 exons. Gene Ontology annotation, cellular component: signaling receptor complex. Lineage: Eukaryota; Metazoa; Chordata; Mammalia; Afrosoricida; Tenrecidae. Gene Ontology annotation, molecular function: protein binding; ATP binding; transmembrane receptor protein tyrosine kinase activity. The annotation marks the transcript as partial. Gene Ontology annotation, biological process: cell surface receptor protein tyrosine kinase signaling pathway; positive regulation of MAPK cascade; protein phosphorylation. The record is from RefSeq and is a predicted model, not a curated record.